Molecule: messenger RNA, 237 nt
Organism: Strongyloides ratti
Lineage: Eukaryota; Metazoa; Nematoda; Chromadorea; Rhabditida; Strongyloididae
Exons: 1
Coding region: 1-237 (78 amino acids)
Source: RefSeq, a predicted model, not a curated record
AUGACAGCUCCACCACACUUAGAAGAUAAUGUAGAUUCCUUGAAUCAAGGUAGAGGCUUAAGUUACGAAAAUCCUCAAACGACAAAAUUUUGUGAAAAAUUAAAUAUCAUUAAUAUGAAUGAAAUAUUUUAUCAAAAAGCAGGUACCAAAUAUCAAGGUAUACCUUAUUAUAAGCUGUCAGGUCCGAUUCAUGACGCAGUAAAUUCACAAAUAAGUAUAGAGGAUUUAUCAGAUUAA